ACUACAAAUGAACAGUUUGUGAAUUCCUCCUUUAAUGACAACCGUCGACGUUGUAAACUCUGCCUAUGUAGCAUAUAAUGGUUUAUAAUAGUCUCAUUUUAUACUAAUAAUCAUUUAAAUAUCUAUUUCUAACAGUUAGCCAUGUAGCUUUAGCUUGAGUCUAAUCUAAUAGUUUCCCUAUUCACCACCCAGUCUGUAGAGACUCUGCGGAUGUAAUCGUGUUAGCUUUUCUCAUAGAUUUCCAGGAUGUUGGACUGGAACUGGACGUUCAAAGAAACCAAAGUCCAGGGUUCGAGUUACAGUCUGAUCAAGUCCCACCAUCCGCCCAGGCUCAAAACCGAGCCGGUGGGAGCUGACCAUGGAGGACCCGGGAUUCGUCUGAGAAACACUUGAUGCACCUAAUUAAGGUUUUCUUUUUGUAAACUCAUCUGAUGUUUACAAUGAUGGGCAGUCGAAGAAACGGCUUAACGAAGGAAAGCUUUAUCCUGUCGGUGGACGUUGGCACAACGUCAAUCAGAUGUCAUGUGUACGACAAGGAGGCGAGGAUCCGAGGAUCAUGCACCAGCAAGGUCGUCCCUUUGUAUCCAGAUGUGGGACACGUAGAGGUGGACCCAGAUGCAUUGUGGGAAGGCUUUAUCACUGUGGUCAAAGGAGCAGUGCAAGAUGCAGGAGUCCAGAUGUGCCAGAUGGAGGCCCUCGGCAUCUCCACUCAGAGAGCAACCUUCACCACCUGGGACAGGAGGACGGGGGUUCCUUUUCACAACUUCAUCAGCUGGCAGGACCAGAGAGCUGCAGACCUGGUGAAGUCUUGGAACAGGUCCUGCAUCAUGAAGAUAAUCCACGGCGCAAUGAAGGUGGCCUACUUCCUGACACGGGACAAGCGGUCGCUCGCAGCGAGCCUCAUCGUCUUUUCCACUCAGCACGUCACCUUUCGCCUCGUGUGGGUGUUGGCCCACUACAAGCAGGUCCAUCAAGCGAUUGAAGAAGGCAACUGCUGCUUUGGAACCAUAGACACCUGGCUCCUGUUCAGACUCACCAAAGGUUGUGUCCACGCCACAGACUACUCCAACGCCAGUUCAACGGGGAUCUUUGACUCCUACCAGAUGUGCUGGAGUCAGUUUCUCUGCUCUCUUGUCUCUCUGCCCCUCUCAAUAUUCCCCCAAGUAGAAAAUACAGGCCAUAAGUUCGGCUGCACAGAUCCGUCCAUCCUUGGAGUGUCCAUUCCCAUCAUGUCAGUGAUGGCGGACCAGCAGGCGGCCAUGUUUGGAGAGUGCUGCUUCGAUGUGGGCGAUGUGAAAAUCACGAUGGGAACCGGCACCUUCAUGGACAUCAACACUGGGAGCAAACCGCACACGUCUGUGGCAGGUCUGUAUCCGCUGGUGGGGUGGAAGAUCGGCUCAGACGUCGUUUACCUUGCAGAGGGCAACGCAGCAGACACGGGCACUGCCAUCAAAUGGGCCCAAGAACUUGAACUUUUCUCAGACGUCGGAGAGACCAGCGACAUGGCUUACAGUGUCAGCGACUCAGAUGGAGUGUGCUUUGUCCCUUCCUUCAGCGGCCUGCAGGCUCCUCUGAAUGACCCCAGAGCGUGUGCUUCCCUGAUGGGCCUCAAACCUUCCACGACUAAAAGCCAUUUGGUCCGAGCCAUUCUGGAGUCGGUUGCCUUCAGAAACAAGCAGCUGUAUGAGACAAUGCUCAGAGAGACCCGCAUCCCCAUCACAAAGAUCAGGGUGGACGGUGGCGUUUCCUCCAACGACUUUGUCCUGCAGCUGACUGCAGACCUGUUCUGCAGAAAGGUGAUCCGGCCCCAACACCGGGAGAUGUCGUCCCUGGGGGCCGCUUUUGUUGCCGGACUCGGAGUGGGUUUCUGGAUGACCCGUGAAGAGCUGAAGAAGCUGCAGAGCGCUGAUAAGGUGUUCCUGCCUAAAGGUGCUGCCGGCCCCGGUCAGGAAUACAACCCCAUCCUCCAGAGCUGGGAGAGAGCCCUGAGGCGCUCCAUGAACUGGUACAAGCCCUGACUGUGGGACGCACGUGAACCAGCUGCUGAGUACGUGUGAAACGCAGAACUAACCGCCAUCAGCUGUGCCUUCAAAUGAAUAUAACUGUUUAUCUGUGUGAAUCAUGGUCCACGUAAUUUAAAGACACGGUACUUAAAGCUGCAGCAGGUGAAGGAAGGUGUACAAUGGACCACAAGUUACUUGAAAAUGAAAAUCUUCUGAACUUUCCAGUCAAGUCAGAACUGUUCUGAGGUCCUGUUCAGACCAGGCACUAACAACCAAACCGGGGGAUCAGAUCAUGAAGACUCCUAGUACAGACCAGAAUCUUUUGACAUUUCAUUUAGAGCUUUGACUUGCUGAAAGCAACCUUAGCAAAUUCCAGUUUCUCUUUGAGACCUAAAAAAAAUGAAGCUAACCGAAUAGGGCUUUUCUCUCAUCUCUUUAUCACUAGCAGUCAAAUAUUGAUUAUAUCAACACUGUGUGUGAGGGCUGCUGUAAAACAGGGUUUUAGUUAUUUAAAGCAAAGACAUUCUUGAAGUCGAUGUUUUAAACCAUCUUGAAUCCGUGUUUAACAUCUCAUUGGAAAGGAAAGUAGCUAACUUUGAGUCUUUUGUCCUCAGUAACUGAGGACUAUUGUUAGACCCAGAAACAUUUAAAUAUGUGAAUGGAAGCAGACCAGAUGUUUUCAUUUCUGACCAUCAAACUAUAAAAAUCAUCAGAUUCUGGUCGCCGGCCGAUUUCUCAGUACAUCUUCAAUCUUAUCUGCAUUGUAGUCUGAACACAAACACUUGGCUAAUGGUCCACGCAUGACUCCGGUUAUUAGCUCUACAUUGGAUUCUUCUGGUUUUAAGAAAACUCUAAUAAAAACUAAAUUAAUGAGUAAUCCAUGUAUCUAGCUGGAGGUAGAUUUUUAGGCAAACAUUUCUACUGUAAGACAAAUACAGUACAAGCAGCAGGUUGCUGAGAUCUGUUUUGGUUCAUCAUAAUCAGUCAUAUUUCAGUAAAAGUCAAAUGGUCCAAACAUAUAAAAGAUCAAAAAUAAGGUGAAAUAAGCCUUCAGGAGAUAAUAUAUAAAUAUUUUCAUUUAUAUCAAGUCAAAGAUAACUGUGUUUAUGUAGAAUAUCUAAACCACAGUUGGCUAAAGUACUUUAUACACAAAAUGAUUGGCAAUGAAACAACUAAAAAUGUAUUGUCACAACAAACACAUUGAUAUCAAAUAAUUAUGUUUUAAUCAGAAAGUUUGUCAGCCGUUUCUCCAGAUUGAAGCACUUUUCUGACUGUUUAUUUUAUAAUUCAUAUAAAUAUUUAGAUCUGAGAAAAAAAAAUGCUAUGCAAUAAUUUAAUUGCAUUGGUGCAAAACAAUGGUUAGAGUUGACAAAAACUUCAGUCCUGCACAGUCUUGAUGAUCAAGGUAUAAACCAAUAGAUGUGUGUAUGUAUGGGUUGUUAUUUUUGUGAGGUGAGUGUAAAAAAAAAGCCACAUAAACCUCCAAUGUGUUCAUGAUUAUUUUAUAGUUCGGGUUUUUAGGGAUUUCAUAGAAACAGGAGGUGAUGUUCUGCUUGUUGCCAUGGAUUCCGUACAGAUUUCUUGUGUUCUGACUUUUCUUUGACAUACUUUCAUGAUCUAAAUUAUCAACAAAUUCUAUUAUGAAAGAUAAUUUUAGUAAAUUUGAGUAAAUAAGAAAUCCAGCUUUAAAAUGAGAAUUUCAUUUAUUCUCCUUAGAAAUGUUCUGUCAGAGUGCAGAGUUCAUGGAAAUUUCCUUUUUAUUACUAUUAUUAUUUUCUCACAUUGUUGUCAUCUGAUAUUAAAAAUGGUUGGAUUUGACACCUUUAAAUGUGACCAAAAAACCCCGAAGAAAUCUGAAAGGGAUUAAGUACUUUUUUUUUUUUUUUUUUUGAAACUGGAACCUGAGAUUGGAUCAUUUAGGAAGCGUUUUUAAGUGAAUCUUACUGCCAAGUCUGAACCGGGUCCAUAAAGAACCAUCAGCAUGAAGAAGUUUCUGCUCCACUAUUUCUUCUCAACAGUGCCAUUUAUUCAGAAGAUAACUUUAUUCAUUCUUGUCUAAAUUGGAUUUCACUUCUCAGUCUCUUUGUCUCGUUAAUGAAAUAACAUUACCCAAUGCUAUGACGCCAACGACUGGCUUAUCAGCUUUUAAUUCAUGAGUGCUCCAUAGCAACAACUGAGUGCCAAAUGUUUAAUCCUGGAACACGAGCCAGAAUCCAUUCAGAUUCAAGCACAAACUUCAGUUCAUUUUGGAUUAAAAGAAAACUGACCUGACUUCUGGAUGUUUCAGAACCAGUAUUUUUUUUUCUUAUGAAGCUGCAUUUUGGUGAUUUAACGUAUAAUGUUUGCAUAGUCAUUUUAAAAAGAUGAGGACCUGAUUUAAAAAAAUACUUGUUUCCUUUGGGAAAUUUGGAGCAACUUCAUUUUAAACCCUUUAUGAAUGUUUGUAUAUAAUAUAAUUAUAAUGGUGUUAAAUUCUGACUCACUGUUAAAAUGUGAUUAUUCCUCUGAACUUGUAAAAGCCACUGUACUCAGUAUUUAAGAGCGUUUGUACUACAUAAUGUUUUAUAAAGACUGGAUCAGGGACAUAAGAAAUGAUUGAGCUGGCUGAAAAAAGAAACAUUCCAAUACUGUAUUGCUUAUUAUUGUAGAUUUUUUUUCCAUGUUGAUGUCGUAUGAUCAGUAUGAACUCUGAUGACAUUCUUCUAACAUGAUUGUUCUGUAACUGAGAACUCUAAACCUUUUUCUUCACCUCUGACCUGCUGGGUGGUGUUUGGAUUUUACAUAAUUUUCUGAAAUAUGUCUAGUAAAGAGUAUUCAUGUCUCUCAAACUUUUUUGGUGUUACAACCUCAGACUUCAGUAAACUUUUAGUAGCCUUUUAUGCAAUUGACCAACACAUUCCAAUGAAGAUGAAGAUUUGAUGCAUUGUUUUUAACACAUGUCACAAAUAAAUCUGAAAAGUAUGGUGUUGGGAAUCAAAACUUGCAUCAAUAUUUGGCUUAUGAAAUUAUUAAUAACUGAUGAAUAACUUAUUAUUAAUGAAAUUAUUAAUACAUUUAGAGUUUCUUUACUUGAGUUGGGGCUCCAUUCAGAAUCUGGAACCAUAAGUCAAAUUUUGUCAGCCUCAUGUGCAGGAAUGAAUUUAAAACCACCGUAGAGAAGAAACGUCACACAAGCAAUACAUUCUGACAUGCUUAUUUUUGAUUA
Messenger RNA from Poecilia reticulata (guppy), 5208 nucleotides. NCBI's taxonomy places the organism in Eukaryota, Metazoa, Chordata, Actinopteri, Cyprinodontiformes, Poeciliidae. The record is from RefSeq and is a predicted model, not a curated record.